AUGGCUGACCCCAGACCCAGUCCCACCUCAGAUCUCCACUGGAGUGACUACAGAGGUGCUAUCCACCAAAUCUUUGCUGCAAAUGCCAACAAGCACCCUGAGAGGACAUGUGUUGUUGAAACCGCCUCUUCCAACUCUCCCAAGAGGGUCUUCACAUAUCAGCACAUCAAUGAAUCGAGUAAUGUCCUGGCACACCACCUUGUAGCCAGCGGCGUCCAACGAGGUGAAGUCGUCAUGGUCUAUGCUCACCGUGGUGUUGAUUUGGUUGUUGCCGUCAUGGGUGUACUCAAGGCCGGUGCUACCUUCUCCGUCAUUGACCCUCUAUACCCUGCCGAUCGUCAAAUAAUCUACCUUGAUGUCGCCAAGCCUCGUGCUCUCGUGGUCAUCGAGAAGGCUUCUCAGGAAGCUGGCAAGCUCUCUGAUACCGUUCGUGAGUAUAUUCAGGAGAACCUUAGACUAAGAACCGAGGUUCCUGGCUUGCAAUUGCAGGAUGAUGGUUCUGUCAUUGGUGGAAAAGUUGACGGUCGCGACUGCCUCGAGUCUCAGCAACAGUCUCGUGCUCAGCUUCCCGAUGUUGUGGUCGGCCCUGACUCCACCCCCACCCUAUCUUUCACUUCUGGUUCAGAGGGCAGACCCAAGGGUGUCAAGGGCCGCCACUUCUCCCUGGCCUACUACUUCCCUUGGAUGCAGGAGCGCUUCGGACUGUCCGAGAAGGACCACUUUUCCAUGCUCAGCGGUAUCGCCCACGAUCCCAUCCAGCGCGAUAUCUUCACCCCUCUCUUCCUUGGUGCCCGUCUUAUUGUACCCCCUGCCGAGGACAUCACCUUUGAUAGAUUGGCUAAGUGGGCUAGCGACAACGAGAUCAGCGUCACCCAUCUCACNCCCGCCAUGGGCCAAAUUCUCCUCGGUAGCUUGGAGCCCAAGGUCAACUCAUUGCAUUCGGCAUUCUUUGUCGGCGACAUCCUCUUGAAGAGAGAUUGCCGUAGAUUGCAAGAUCUGGCCCCCAAUGUUCGCAUCAAGAACAUGUACGGCACAACCGAGACUCAGAGAGCCGUCAGUUUCUACGAGAUCCCUAGCAAGUCCGAGGACUCUUCAUACCUCGACAAGAUGGGUGAUGUUAUUCCUGCUGGCAAGGGUAUGCUUGAUGUGCAGCUGCUUGUUGUCGAUCGUUCAAACAGAGACCGCAUCUGCGAGGUUGGCGAGAUUGGUGAAAUAUAUGUCAGAGCUGGCGGUCUUGCAGAGGGCUACCUUGGUCCCGAACUCAAGGAGCUCACCAACUCCAAGUUCGUGCAGAACUGGUUUGUUGAUAAUGAGAAGUGGGUCAAGGAGGACCAAGAGAAGGCUGCUAAAGCUGGUAAGGAUGAGCCUUGGAGAGAGUUCUACAAGGGCCCCAGAGACAGACUCUACCGUUCUGGCGAUCUGGGAAGAUAUACUGCUGACGGCAACGUCGAGUGUACUGGCAGAGCAGACGAUCAAGUCAAGAUUCGCGGUUUCCGUAUCGAGCUUGGAGAGAUCGAUACUCACCUUUCACAACAUCCUCUCAUCAGAGAGAACGUUACGCUGGUCAAGCGCGAUCACGAAGAGGAGCAGAUCCUUGUCAGCUACUACGUUCCUGACCUCAACCAGUGGUCAGCUUGGAAGAAGGAAAGGGGAGAGGCUGACACUAACGUUGCCGACGACUUGAGCAUCCCCGAGAGACUGAAGAUGUUCAACACCUUGACCAACGAUGUCAGAGAACACUUGAAGAAGAAGCUGGCUUCUUAUGCUGUCCCCACUCUCUUCGUUCCUAUGGUCAGACUUCCUCUAACGCCCAACGGCAAGGUUGACAAAAGAGCACUUCCCUUCCCUGAGAAGUCAGAAUUGCUCGCUGCUUCAUCGAGCCAGCCUGCUCAGGAUGCUGCUACUCGUUCUGAGACCGAGAAGGCGCUCGCUGAGAUUUGGGCUCUCUAUCUUCGCAGUUAUGCGGCUGACAGCAUUCCUUCCAAUGUUCCCUUCUUUGACCUUGGCGGUAACAGUAUCGCCGCUGUUCAGAUCCCAUCUCAAAUUCGCAAGAAGUGGCCCGAUGUUACUGUUCCAGUCAGUGCCAUCUCCAAGAACCCUACUCUGCAACAGCUCGCAGGAGACAUCGAUCGUUCGUUGAAUCCCGUUGGGCUCCGUCUUGAUGCACAGGCUCCCGAAACCGACGAUCAGGAGGAGUUCUACUCAAAUACGCUACCUGACCUGAUCAAGGAGAUUCCUGCCAAGAUUCAGUCUGCAAGCAGAGAAUCUGCUAAGCAACAGACAGUAUUCCUCACCGGAGCGACUGGGUUCUUGGGGUCCUACAUCCUUCGUGAUCUGCUCUCAUCUGGCAACAGAGUUAUUGCACAUGUUCGCGCUAAGUCUACAGAGGAUGCUUUGCAGCGUGUCAAGGCUACGUGCCAGGCAUAUGGCAUCUGGUCAGACUCAUGGACAUCCAACCUUGAGUGUGUUACUGGUGACUUGCAGGAGCAACCCCUACUCGGCAUGCAGCAAGAUGUGUAUGAUCGUGUCGCCAAGGAGGCUGAUGUUGUGAUUCACAAUGGUGCCAUUGUGCAUUGGCUCAAGCCCUUCUCGUCUCUGAAGUCUGCCAAUGUUCUGAGUACUAUCUCGGCAAUCAAGCUAUGUGCUACUGGCAAGGUCAAGAAGAUGGCUUUCGUCAGUUCUACAAGUGCUCUCGACUCGGACCACUACGUGGAGUUGUCUAAGAGUCUUAUUGCUUCUGGCGCUGCUGGUGUUAGCGAAUCCGAUGACAUGGAGGGAAGCAGACAAGGUCUUACUACUGGCUACGGUCAAGGCAAGUGGGUCUCUGAGCGUCUCAUGGAAGAGGCCGGAAGAAGAGGUCUUGUUGGCUCAAUCAUCCGUGCCGGCUACGUGCUAGGUGACCCCAAGACAGGCACAACCAACACCGACGACUUCCUCAUUCGUAUGCUCAAAGGCUGUGUGCAAGUCGGCUCCAGACCUGACAUCACCAACACCAUCAACAUGGUCCCUGUCGACCACGUCGCCAGACUCGUCAUCGCCACCGCGCUCAAUCAGCCCAUGGCACCCAUGGUCGUUUGCCACGUCACUGGUCACCCUAGACUAACCUUCAACCAAUACCUCGCCGCCCUCGAAGCUUUCGGCUACGAAGCCCCCAAGGUCGAUUUCCCCAAGUGGAGAGACGCCGUCGAGAGCUUCGUCGAGCAAGGCAAGGAAGAGCACGCCCUCCUCGGUCUCUACCACAUGGUCACCGGCGACCUGCCCGGCAGCACCAUCGCACCUGAACUCGACGACAGAAACUCCGCUGCUGCACUCAAGGCUGAUGCUGCAAGAUCUGGCCAGGACUUUUCGGCUGGCAGUGCAGUCACCGAGGAUAUUGUUGGACAGUAUCUUUCUUUCCUCAUUGCUAGAGGGUUCAUGCCCAAGCCCACCAAGAAGGGUGUCAAGACGCUUCCUGAAGCUAAGAUCACACAGGAGCAGAUUGAGGCGUUGGAUCGUGUUGGUGGACGUGGAGGUGCUGCAUAG
Molecule: messenger RNA, 3522 nt
Organism: Aureobasidium vineae
Lineage: Eukaryota; Fungi; Ascomycota; Dothideomycetes; Dothideales; Saccotheciaceae
Source: the annotation of a GenBank genome assembly